Erinaceus europaeus (western European hedgehog) is the source of this 2793-nucleotide messenger RNA. RefSeq names its product protein phosphatase 1 regulatory subunit 16A (gene PPP1R16A). NCBI's taxonomy places the organism in Eukaryota, Metazoa, Chordata, Mammalia, Eulipotyphla, Erinaceidae. The record is from RefSeq and is a predicted model, not a curated record. The coding region runs from base 874 to 2598 and encodes 574 amino acids. Gene Ontology annotation, molecular function: protein binding; phosphatase regulator activity; enzyme inhibitor activity. Gene Ontology annotation, cellular component: cytoplasm. The transcript has 11 exons.
GGACAGGAAGUGUAGCGUUGCCAUGGAGAGGGCCCGGCGCGGGGCCCGCCCCCGCGGCUCCCAGAGAGGCGCGGGGUCGACUGACCAGCGGACGGAAUCUGAUCUGCUGUGCAGUAGCGGCCUGAGCAAGACGGAAGGCCAAGGAGCCACAUGCUGCCUGUGACGUGACUGGCUGGCUCCUCUGGGGGGAGAUCUUCCUGAAGAUAACUGUGCAGCCCACCUGUGGCCCUGGACACACUAGCUGCUGACCUCAUGCCCUGGCACUGGGUGCUGGAAGCCCAGGACUCUAAGCAGACACCUCUGCCACAGAGGAUGCACUGACCCUGGAGGCCUAGGAGAGGGCUAAGGGGAAGCCAAGUAUGGCUUUUCUUAGGUCCCAGCCUGGCUCCUGAGGCAGGGAAGGAUUGGGGUCUCUGGCACUCCCAGGGGCCCUCUGCCCCAUUAUCCUGACCUUCCUCCCCUCGGUGUAUUGCUAGGAAGCUGUGGCUUUGUUAUCUGUUUAAUUAGCUUCAGACCCUGGACUGAGGCUGGUCAGGGCCACGCUGCUUCCUAGGCUGUGCACCCUGACCCUGAGGGAGGCCGGACCCAGCCCUGUGAACUUCUGAGGUACAAAGGCUCCUGGGAGGUGGGCAGCAGGCGCCCUCCCACUCUGUCUUCUCUGCCUGGGCCUGUGCCCCUCCUAGCAGCCAGGACCCACUCACAGGUGGGGCCUUCUGACUCAACCUUUCCAGGGGCACAGGGCUCUGAGCCUGUAGGAGGGGAUGCUCCUGAGGGUACCAGUUCAGCCACCUGCCCCACCCCUUAGGCCUGGGCUGGCACUCUCACUCCCCCAAGCAGUGCCUCGAGCAGCCCUCCUGGCUGGCAGCCCCUGCCAUGGCCGAGCACCUGGAGCUGUUGGCAGAGAUGCCCAUGGUGGGCCGGAUGAGCACACAGGAGCGACUGAAACAUGCCCAGAAGCGCCGUGCCCAACAGGUGAAGAUGUGGGCCCAGGCUGAGAAGGAGGCUCAGAGCAAGAAGGGCCACAGAGAACGGCCCACAAAGGAGGUGGUCAGUGGCCAGCCGAGGAAGCAGGUGCUGUUUCCUCCUAGCAUCACCCUGCUGGAGGCUGCUUCACGCAACGACCUGGAGGAAGUCCGCCAGUUCCUCGAGAGUGGGGUGAGCCCUGACCUGGCCAAUGAGGAUGGCCUGACGGCCCUGCACCAGAGCUGCAUUGACGACUUCCGGGAGAUGGUGCAGCAGCUCCUGGAAGCCGGGGCCAAGGUCAAUGCCUGCGACAGUGAAUGCUGGACACCCCUGCAUGCUGCGGCCACCUGUGGCCACCUGCACCUGGUGGAGCUGCUCAUUGCCCGUGGGGCUGACCUCCUGGCUGUCAACACUGAUGGGAACAUGCCCUAUGACCUGUGUGAGGAUGAACAGACGCUGGACUGCCUGGAGACAGCCAUGGCCAACCGCGGCAUCACCCAGGACAGCAUCGAGAGUGCCCGGGCCUUGCCGGAGCUGCAUAUGCUAGAUGAUAUCCGGAGCCUGUUGCAAGUGGGGGCUGACCUGGAUGCCCCCCAGGACCAUGGGGCCACACUGCUGCACAUUGCUGCUGCCAGUGGAUUCAGUGAGGCAGCGGCCCUGCUGCUGGAGCACGGAGCCAGCCUGAGUGCCAGGGACCUUGAUGGCUGGGAGGCCCUGCAUGCGGCAGCCUACUGGGGCCAGUCUUCAGAAGCCCCGGCUCCCGGCCCACAGGUGCACCUGGUGGAACUGCUAGUGGCCCAUGGGGCUGACCUGAAUGCGAAGUCCCUGACGGAUGAGACACCUCUGGACUUGUGCGUGGACGAGGAGGUGCGGGCAAAGCUGCUGGAGCUGAAGCACAAACACGAUGCGCUCCAGAAAGCCCAGGGCCGCCAACGCUCUCUGCUGCGUCGCCGCACCUCCAGUGCUGGCAGCCGAGGGAAGGUGGUGAGGCGGGUGAGCCUGACCCAGCGCACCAGCCUCUACCGCAAAGAGCAUGCCCAGGAGGCCAUCGUCUGGCAGCAGCCACCACCCACCAGCCCCGAGCCGGAGCCCACCGAGGAGGAUGAGGACCGCCAGACAGACGCAGAGCUCAGGCCUUCCCCUGAGGCUUGUGUCACUUGCUGCCCCCACACUCCUGUCUGCCUUGGACUACCACACAACCUGGGGCUGGAGGCCAGGGAGGCCCUGUCGAUGACCUCUAGGCCUGUACUCUGCCCACAGGAGGAAAGCCCCGAGGUGGCCAGGCCACACAAUGGGCGUGUUGGAGUACUCCCUGGGCGACAUUUGUAUUCCAAGCGUCUGGACCGAAGUGUGUCUUACCAGCUGAGCCCCCUGGAGACCACCAUUCCUGAUGGCCUGGCCCGAGCCAAGGCCCACCACACCUUGGCUGAGCUCAAGCGCCAGCGGGCUGCUGCUAAGCUGCAGCGUUCCCCACCUGAGGGGCCUGAGGCCCCUGAGUCCAGCCCUUCUGAGAACACUGAGCCCCCCCUGAGUGACUGUGGUUCUAGGACUGGUGGAGACCCGCCCCUGCUCAAGCUCACAGCGCCCUUGGAGGAGGUGCCCUUGGAGAAGAGGCCAUGCUGCCUGCUCAUGUGAGGGAAAGCCUGAGCAGAAGCUGCUGCAGGACCCUGCUCUGAGUCUCCCUGUGUGCUGCUUGGGCAGGUGGCCUUUUCCACUGCUCUCUCCUGGACACCAGCCUUUCUCAGGGACACCUGGACAAUUGAUACCUGGGGUGACCAAAUGCAGAGAGCUUGUCCUGUGACUCUUGAUAAAGGGCUGCUCUGCACGUUC